This is a messenger RNA of Setaria italica (foxtail millet), 412 nucleotides long. Its product is annotated as pollen allergen Phl p 2. The record is from RefSeq and is a predicted model, not a curated record. Gene Ontology annotation, cellular component: extracellular region. The transcript has a single exon. The coding region runs from base 56 to 412 and encodes 118 amino acids. Lineage: Eukaryota; Viridiplantae; Streptophyta; Magnoliopsida; Poales; Poaceae.
AUCAAGAAACAAGCAAGGUUACGCACCCUCAUAGCUUGCUAGCUCUCCGCCAACAAUGGCCUCCAGGUCCUCCAUCCUUCUCACCGCCGCGGUGCUGGCUGCGCUGCUGGCCGUGGGCUCAUGCGGCUCCGCGCUCACCUUUAAGACCGGGCCGGGCUGCAGCGCCACCCGCCUGGUCCUCAUCCCUAGCACCGCCAUCUCCGAGGUGGAGGUCAAGGAGAAGGGCGCAAGCGACUUCUCGGAGCUCAAGGAAGGACCGACUGGCACCUGGACGCUCGACAGCAAGGCGCCGCUCAAGGGCCCCUUCUCCAUCCGCUUCGCCGCCAAGUCCGGUGGCUACCGCGUCGUCGACGACGCCAUUCCCGCUAGCUUCAAGGCCGGAUCCGUCUACAAGACCAGCCUCCAGGUCUGA